Fusarium tjaetaba is the source of this 2175-nucleotide messenger RNA. Its product is annotated as translation initiation factor eIF-2B subunit epsilon. NCBI's taxonomy places the organism in Eukaryota, Fungi, Ascomycota, Sordariomycetes, Hypocreales, Nectriaceae. Bases 1 to 2175 code for a protein of 724 amino acids. Gene Ontology annotation, cellular component: eukaryotic translation initiation factor 2B complex. The transcript is spliced from 3 exons. Gene Ontology annotation, molecular function: translation initiation factor binding; translation initiation factor activity; guanyl-nucleotide exchange factor activity. The record is from RefSeq and is a predicted model, not a curated record.
AUGUCGCACAAGGGCAAUAGUGGCAAGGGCAAAAAGUCCUCAAAAACAGGAGCCGAGAGCAAAAGCGAGGAUGUUCUCCAGGCGGUUCGUAUUCUUCAGGUCCUCGCCGACUCCUUUCAAGACAGAUUCAAGCCCUUCACCACCGAGAAGCCAAGAUGUCUUCUCCCUCUCGCAAACACCCCCCUCAUCGAGUAUACCCUUGAAUUUCUAGCCAUGAACGGUGUCAACGAAGUCUACAUCUACUGUGGUGCUCAUACCGACCAAGUCGAAGACUACAUCAGCCGAUCUCGGUGGUCAGCAGCCGCGCGCACAUCUCCCUUUUCCGUUCUACAAUUUGUCCGAGUCUCCGAUGCACGAUCAGCCGGCGAUGUUCUACGAGAUAUGGACAAGAGAUCUCUUGUCGACGGCGAUUUUAUCCUCGUUCAUGGCGACCUCGUGUCCAACAUAAUGCUUGAUGGUGCUCUGGCGGCGCACCGAAAACGGAGGCAAGACAGCGCAGCCAAUAUCAUGACAAUGGUGUUGCGCAGUGGUGGAGAGGAUGAUCACCGAACAAAGACGAACGGAAUCACGCCCAUUUUUGUGGUCGACACAAAAACUCAACGAUGUCUUCACUACGAUGAGAUGAACCCCUUGGCAAGCGAUCGAUACAUGUCAUUAGAUCCAGCUGUCGUGGAUGAGCUAUCAACCGAAUUCGAGAUUCGAUCCGACCUCAUCGAUGCUCAGAUCGACAUUUGCACACCCGAGGUACUUGCGCUUUGGUCAGAAAGUUUCGACUACGAGCUUCCCAGGAGGAACUUCCUUCACGGCGUGCUCAAGGACUGGGAGCUGAACGGCAAGAUGAUCUAUACCGAGAUUUGCGAGGAGGGUUACGCAGCCCGAGCAAGCAAUCUACAGCAGUACGACGCCAUCAGCCGCGACAUUCUAGGCCGAUGGACUUAUCCCUUCAUUCCAGAGUGCAAUAUUGUUCCUAAGCAGGCUUACCAGCGUCACAGACCAGGGGUUGUGGUCGAGCACGGUGCAUUCUACGCGAAUACUUCCCAAGUCCAGAACUCGGUCAUCGGACGCAACAGCUACAUUGGCCCGGAAAGUAGAAUCUCCAAUUGCAUAAUCGGACGAGACUGCAAGAUUGGCAAGAAUGUCAUUUUGAAGGACUGUUACAUCUGGGACGACACCACUGUCGGGGACGACGCAAGAAUAUACCGAUCUAUCGUGGCAGAUUCGGUCACUAUUGGAGAGAACUCAACUAUAGCAGAAGGCAGCCUCAUCUCCUUUGGUGUCACCAUUGGCAAGAGCAUUAGUCCCCCUAAAGAUACUGUUAUUUCAUGCGUCGAUUCUGAGGGCAAUCCCUUGACGCCGGAUACCGAGUUGCUUGGAUCUGGUACCAACGCCGCAGCAUUCAAGGACCCUGAGGACGAUGAGGUUGACGAGAGAGACCCCUGCCAACUUCAGAAGAGUCUCAUGUACAACCUUUCCCAGUUCAAUAUCUCCACCUCAUCGGUGUCGACACUGUCUUCCGAAAUCUCUGAAGAUAUUCCGGAUGAGAAUUCGCUGCACAUCGACACCACCGACCCUUCCCGCCGCACGUCCUUCGCCUCCGAUGAUGCUGGCGACAAACUCUCAUUCCACAGCGAGGCCGUACACGGUCUGGUCGACGCUCUUCGUGCCGAGUCCGGUGAUUUCGAUUCGGCCAAGCUUGAGUUCAUGGGCUUGCGUCUCUCCAACGAUGCCUCGGACGCUAUGAUGCGCCGAGCUGUGGCCACUGCAUUUGCCCGUCGCGCAGUCGAGCUCAUGACCCCCGAGCACGGCAAUCUCGAACCCAGCAAGGCUGCUGAACAAGCGUUAAGGGCUCGCAAAGGUGCAACAAAGUUCAUCAAUGAGGUCGGAAUUGGUGGCGACGAUGAUAAUGAGGCCGAGCAAGUCGAGUUCAUCAUUGCACUCCAGAAGGCACUCACGCGCUCCCAAGGACCUGAGCAGUCCCGUGUUGGCACUCUCCUCGCCGCCAUGCUACAGCAGCUAUAUGCGCUCGAUAUCCUUGAGGAGGAGGGUAUUCUGAGUUGGUGGGGGAAUGAGCGUGCCGUUGAGGGUGAGGCUAUGACAUUGCUGAAAGAAAAGUGUCGCGUGUUGGUGGAGUGGUUGGAGAACGCCGAGGAGGAGGAUGACAGUGAUGAGGAAUAG